UCAAGUCCACACAUUAAGAAUCACAGUGAAUAUCUCUCUCUCCCCUCAUUUAUAUGUGUCCAUUAAUAGCCAUUUCAGUCCCUUAUUUUCAUCGUGCUGUAAAACACAAUUGCAUUUUCUGUACAUAGAAGAAAAUUACCGUGUCUUUCUCUAAGCUUAAUAUGAACACAAUCUCGAGUUUUCAUUCCAGCGCCGGCCUGGGAAUUGGCUCCAACAUCGACGAAGGUAGAUGGGUUGCAUACAUUCGUCAAGCUCUAGAGGAAGAACUUGAAGAAGAGACACAAAUUCCAGCUAGUAUCUUCAAUGUUCCAAAACCCCUAUUGCUGAGUGAUCCGGAUUCUUACAUCCCACAAGAAGUUGCCAUAGGCCCUUACCACUGUUUCCGUCCUGAGCUUUACAACAUGGAGAAAUACAAACUUGCUGCUGCACAAAGAAAUCAGAGAGAAAUCCCAAACAAAAAACUUGAAUAUCUUGUUGAUCAAUACCUCAAGUUUGAGUUCAAGAUUCGAGCUUACUACCUGAAGCCGAUAAACUAUAGCGGCGAAACUUUAGCGUGGAUGAUGUUGGUGGAUGCAUCAUUCUUGUUCGAGUUUCUUCAAGUCUAUGCUGUCGGAAAAGGCAAGGUACCAACUAACGUUCCAUCAAGAAUGUCACAUUUGAUUGAAUUAGCGGCAAAUAAAGCAGCAAAUAACGCCAUAUUUAAAGACAUUCUAAAGGUCGAGAACCAAAUUCCAUUGUUCGUGUUGAGGGAAUUGUUAGAAUUUCAGUUCCCAUCAUUAGAGUUGGCAGAUCAAUGGUUACUUUCCAUGUUACUUGGACUCAGCAAAGAUCUCUCUCCAUUCAAGAUGGUGCAAGAAUUCCCCAAAAUACAGCUCAUGGAUUGUGCUCAUUUACUCGAUUUUGCAUACCGUGUUAUCGUGCCAAAGUUGGAGGAACAAUCUCAUGAUCAUCAUAGAACUGAAAUUGAGGAAGACGGUGAAUCAAAGGAAGGCGAGAAGGAUUCUUUUACAGGCGAACUCGACGGUGAAUCAAAGGAAGGCGAGAAGGAUUCUUUCACAGGCGAACCGAGUUACGUUAGGCGGCUAGUUAAUGAGGUAUGGAAUAUUCUUUCAAAAUUAGGAAAAGAACCAGUUCAAUGGAUCAAAAGCGUAAUCUUUUCAAAAAUUUUAAUAGUGCUUGUGAAGUUGCCUUGGACCAUUAUAUCUAAGGUUCCCGUCUUAUAUAUGUUAAAACAACCGUUGGAACAAGUAUUCAGUGCCUCACAUAAUGAAGGGGAGAAGAAAGAAAAUGAAGAUUCUGACUCAAAUGGUAACACAGAAAAACCUCCAUUGAUAGAAGAAAUUAAAAUCCCUUCUGUAAUUGAUCUCUUUGAAGUCGGCGUGUGCUUUAUGCCAACUAAUGAAGGCAUCCAAAGCAUUAAUUUUGACGUAAAAACAGCCACACUAUAUCUCCCUAUCAUUAGUGUAGAUGUGAAUUCAGAGAUUGUUCUAAGAAACAUGGUUGCAUAUGAAGCGUGCCGAGCAUCAAGGCCGAUGGUUCUGACUCGUUACACAGAAUUAAUGAAUGGGAUCAUUGACACAGAAAAAGAUGCGAGUUUUCUUCGCGAAAGGGGGAUUAUUAUAAACAGUUUGAAGAGCGAUAAAGAGGUGGCAGACCUCUGGAAUGGAAUGAGUAAGUCUAUUAGAUUGACGAAGGUGUCUUUCAUAGACCAAGUGAUCGUAGAUGUUAACAAGUAUUACAGUGGAAUGUGGAAGGUUAAAUGUGGAAAAUUCAUGAACAAAUAUAUAUAUGGUUCGUGGCAGAUUCUCACAUUUCUUGCUGCUAUUAUGAUGUUGUUGCUCAUGUGUUUACAGGCAUUUUGUCAAGUCUUUGGCUGCAGACGCAUUUUUCCUGUCAAAGCCCUUGAACCUGUGGUGACCUACUAGAAUCUUUUCCUCGCCUUACCUUCUCAAGAUUUUUAAAGGUCAUGUUUGUAUCUCAUGUUACGCGUGAAACAUAUCUAUGUCUUUGUUUUGUUAAAAAUGAAAUAUAUUUUGUCACUUUUAGUGCAUUCAGAUGACUCUUGAUUCACUAAGUGGAUUCUUUCUUGCUUUGUUAAAGUCUAAGAAACUUUUAACUCUCA
This is a messenger RNA of Olea europaea var. sylvestris, 2122 nucleotides long. RefSeq names its product putative UPF0481 protein At3g02645. NCBI's taxonomy places the organism in Eukaryota, Viridiplantae, Streptophyta, Magnoliopsida, Lamiales, Oleaceae. Bases 162 to 1925 code for a protein of 587 amino acids. The transcript is spliced from 2 exons. The record is from RefSeq and is a predicted model, not a curated record.